AAUACAGAUAAAACAUUUCGUGGUGGAAGCCGACUCGAAGCUAAAGAAGACUUUCGGGUGAGGCUCGACUUGUCGCCAGCUUAAGAACGCUUACGCCACUAUGCAGAAGGGGAAAGCUGCAACUUCAUCGCCUACCACAGUUAGGGGACCAUCACAGCAAAAUGCUCGUGAGCUGCCUUCGUCACAGCCAAGACCUGACGAUUUCAUUCAAAGACAACAACAGACUUUCCCGGCUGAUAAGGGGCAAAUUCCUAGUCCACUGCAGAUGCAGUACAGACCUCAGCAACCCACAUCAGGGGCAUUUACUCCUGUAUCAGGCCCUUCCCAGGGUCCUGGCCAUUUUUUUUUUACUCCUCAACAAACAGGAUAUCCAAUGGGACAGCCGCCAGGUCCUUUGUAUAUUCUUAGGGCCCCUGCAGCUCCUAUGAAUACAAUACAGCAGUACAGUCCUAGUCAAAAUUUUGAGCCACGUGCACGGGAGAGGAAAUUAAUUCGAAUAAAAGAUCCAAAUAGUAACAAAGAUGUGACACAGGAAAUUCUUAAGCCUCAACCAUCAGGAAGUGUAUCAGGAAGUGCAUCAGGAAGUACUGGGGGUACACCAACAAACACCCCAGAUGUAUCAGGACAGUCCAGUCGUUCAAGUACACCUCCACUAUCAUCACAGCAACAAGAUAGGCAAGCACAGUUUGCAGCGCAGGUAGCUGCAACUUUAACUAGUGACACAGAUAAAAACUUUGAGCUAACCCUGGAGGGAUCUGUAGGAGAAGAAAUUAUGCCAAAAGCUCCUCAAUCAGAGAGUGCGGAAGUAGAGGAGAGGGUCAAUGGGCAUGAGACUGAGGCUAAAACCGCAAGUGUUACAAAGAACUCUACUGAUGUUCAAGGAGCAGAGAAAGACAUGAAAAAGAAAAAACAGAACAAAUGUCUGAAGGACAUGGUGAAACAGUUCUCAGAGAAGGGAGUGGAUCUUAUGGGUGCUUAUACAGAGAAGCCUGUUGAGGAGGUAAGUACAGCAUAUAUAUUUAUAAUUCAGGUGAAUUAGAAAAUGUUAACUCGUGCAUUCUUCUUAGAGGAGGCAGGUAAAUGUUUUCUUGUAAGAAAAUGAGUGACACUGCCUUUUUAAAUAAAUGCAGUUGUGAGUAAGAUUAACUGACUCUAGUCUUUGUCUUUUGGAUAACUUGAUAUGUCAUCAUCCUCAGAGACCCAGGGGUGGGUGGAAGAGCCCCUGGGGACAUUGUCUUACAAGACUAGUUCCAAAUGGUUGCAGUCGUUCUGGCAUCUGAUUGGUGCCAGAAAAUCUUUGUGUUUUUCUGCCCAAUCUGAGUAAAGUAUGCUUUAGAGUCCUUUCGUGUGUUUUAAC
Molecule: messenger RNA, 1357 nt
Organism: Pocillopora verrucosa
Lineage: Eukaryota; Metazoa; Cnidaria; Anthozoa; Scleractinia; Pocilloporidae
Source: RefSeq, a predicted model, not a curated record